Messenger RNA from Schistocerca serialis cubense, 1478 nucleotides. RefSeq names its product synaptotagmin-12-like. Bases 1 to 1470 code for a protein of 489 amino acids. The transcript is spliced from 10 exons. Lineage: Eukaryota; Metazoa; Arthropoda; Insecta; Orthoptera; Acrididae. The record is from RefSeq and is a predicted model, not a curated record. Gene Ontology annotation, molecular function: phosphatidylserine binding; clathrin binding; calcium ion binding. Gene Ontology annotation, biological process: regulation of calcium ion-dependent exocytosis; calcium-ion regulated exocytosis; regulation of dopamine secretion.
AUGUCGGCGCUGGCGGCGCUGGUGGUGUUGGCGCUGGUGGCGCUGGUCGUGGUGGCGGCGUGCCGCGUGCUGGGCCUGUGGACGUGGCUGGCCGCCUGGGUGGCCUCCCCCAGGGAGGAGAAGGUGGCGCUCACCCGCGUCGACGGCCACUACGACGCCAACGGCGUGCUCAGCACUACGUCACCGAGUGUCGUCGCCUGGCAACAGCUGCGUGGCGUCGCCGUGGCGGAACAGAGAGACGGGCGAAGGCGAGCUGGCGGCGUCGAGGAGGCGGGGCUUCAUCUGGGGCGUCGAGAGUUCUCCUGGCGCGCCACUUGCCAGCCGGCCCGCCUCGCCCUGGCGCGCUUUUCGACGUCGCCAGCAAUUAACGCGCCUCCCGCCACCGGAGGAUUAAAACAGACGCUCUGCUCCCCCACAUCUGUAGACCCUGUGCUCUCUGAUUCAUUGUUCGUCAACUCCACUGCUUACGCAUCCUCCUUCCAUCCCACUCUUUCCACGGGGGUGUGCAUUCGGAUGGUGCGCGCGGAGUCGGACACGAGCCUGGAGGUGGCGCUGCGGUUCGGGGGCGCGGCUGCGGCGGCGGCCGGCGUGUGCGACGUGCCGGCCGGGCUGCGGCGCGCCGCCUCCUGCGAGUCGGUCUGCUCGGACACGUCCGUCGUGCUGGGAGACCUCCAGGAGGCGCCCGUCGCAGGGUACCUCUGCGUCGGCCUCGAGAGCGACAGCAGUGGCGAGCUGGUGGUGACCGUGCUGGAGGCCAAGGAGCUGGCCGACAGCCCAGACUCCUACGUGCGGCUCUCGCUCUCGCCCGACAGGAACUGCGUCGUGCAGACCAGGGUGUACCGGCGCAGCAGCUGCCCGAGCUACAAGGAGAAGUUCGUGUUCUCGCUGGACCCGGCGGAGCUGUCGCGGCGCACGUUGUCGCUGCAGGUGUUUGCCACGGACAAGGAGGUGACGACGCUGCUGGGCGAGGCCGAGCUGCGCCUCUCCGACAUCAGCAUGCGGCAGCCGGUCACCACGUGGCUCACGCUCACCGACACCGGCCAGCACGGCACAGAAUGGGGUGAGGUGAUGUUCUCGCUGAGCUACCUGCCCACUGCUGAGAGACUCACUGUCGUCAUAGUGAAGGCGAGAAACCUGAGGUUCUCCACCGACCCUGUACCUGGCGACCCAUUUGUAAAGGUUUAUUUAUUGCAACAUGGGAAGAAAGUUCAUAAGAAGAAAACAACAACUAAACGUGGUGAACGUUGUCCUAUCUUUAACGAAGCAAUGAUUUUCAGUGUACCAGCUCAUGCUCUACAGACAAUACAGCUUCGGGUAACUGUUGCAGAAAAUACAGGAGAGCCACGAGCUCGUGCUGUGGGGCAUGUGAUUGUGGGUGCACAAGCUACAGGGAAGGCACUCUCACAUUGGAGUCAAAUGUUAUCCUCUUUACGCAAGCCCAUUGCAAUGUGGCAUGUUCUACGCAAAUGACAAUUCAC